Messenger RNA from Aspergillus nidulans FGSC A4, 1173 nucleotides. RefSeq lists its product as uncharacterized. The coding region runs from base 1 to 1173 and encodes 390 amino acids. The transcript has 3 exons. Lineage: Eukaryota; Fungi; Ascomycota; Eurotiomycetes; Eurotiales; Aspergillaceae. The record is from RefSeq and is a predicted model, not a curated record. Gene Ontology annotation, molecular function: nucleic acid binding.
AUGAUGCCUCGCGGCGGCUUUCAUCCAGUAGAACUCCGUGUCCAAGUUCUUACUUUAUCAGCUAUCGGAUUUAGUACAGAGAAGAUCUCAAAAUCUUUGAAUCUCUCUCCUCGUACGGUCCAGAGCAUCGUAAAGAAAGGCAGAGAUCGUGGCUACCGGCCGGAAAAUACUGUUAUUACUUCAGUAACUGCAGAUCAAGCAGGGCGCGAGAAAUUAUCAGAAAUUCUUGCUUAUGAAGCUGGUAUCUCCCAUUCUUCUGUUCUUUGUAUCCUUUAUUCUCAUGGCUUUGUUAUUGCAAAACCUUCCUGGAAGCCUGGUCUGACUGAAGCUGCUUGUCUUAGGCGUCUUGAAUUCUGCCUUGCCCACCAACAUUGGACAUUAGAAGACUGGAAACGCGUGAUCUUUACCGACGAGACUGGUGUUAUUCUUGGCCACCGCCGCGGAGCAAUACGAGUGUGGAGGACUGUGAAAGAUUCACAUACAAGGAAUUGUGUACGGAGGCGCUGGAAGGCCUGCUCUGACUUCAUGGUAUGGGGUUGCUUCUCAUAUAAUAAGAAGGGCCCUUUACAUAUCUACAAGCCGGAGACUGCUGCCAUGUGGAAGCAGGCAGAUAUAGAGAUUGAAGCCAUGAAUUGUGAGCUGGAACCUCUAUGCCGGGAGGAAUGGGAGUUGGCUACAGGUCUUUCUCGUGUUCAUUUACGCCCAAAUCGCGGCCGUGUUCCUAAAUGGAAUUGGAACGAGAAGAAUGUCCUUAAACCUCUUCUUAUUCCAUUUGCAAAAGAAUGCAUGAUUGAGCGCCCAAAUACUAUUGUUUUAGAGGAUAGCGUGCCUGCCCACUGUCACCGAAUCCAGCAGCAUGUCUAUAAAGCAGAAGACGUGCAAAAGAUCCUUGACUGGCCUGGCAAUUCACCGGAUCUCAACGCAAUUGAGCCGUGCUGGGCUUGGAUGAAGAAGCGUACAACAUCCCGCGGUGCGCCCCGCGAUAAGAAGACAGGAGAAGCAGAAUGGAGGCAGGCUUGGGCGGAUCUCCCACAGGAGACUAUACAACACUGGAUUGAGCGUCUAAUUCGUCAUAUUCAGAUUGUUAUCGAGCUAGAAGGGGGUAAUGAAUACAAGGAGGGCCGUGAGGAUUGCGAUACGCGUAGUUGGGCAGGCAGGCGGAUUAAAGGGUGA